CAGACCCAGUAUUAGCAAGUAUGAAUCUGCAAGUCUUGAAUAAAAUUUAAAGCCAAACAAAAAACAGCACGAGGAGCAGCAAAGUGAAGUUGUUCAGUCCACUGACAAUGGCCAAAAGACAUCUAAUGUUGUGGAUCUUCGCUCUGUGUGUUUCACUCAAACCCUCAGUUGGUCACAUUCCUGAACUAGAUGGAAAAAAGGUUUAUGAGAUUGUUCGACCAAUCAGAUUACAUGCACUACAAAAAAGAGAUUUAAAGUCAAGACCUGACACAGUGAAAUACGCUAUGAAACUAGGCGGUAGAGACAUUGAAAUGCAUCUCCAGAAAAAUAAUGGCAUACUGACUAAAGACUAUAGUGAAACUUACUACACUAAAGAUGGGAUGCUUGUCACAACCACACCUGAGGAUAUGGAUUUAUGCUAUUAUCAUGGGAAAAUAGUCAAUGACAGUAAGUCGUCGGUUAGCAUGAGCACCUGCGAUGGAUUACGAGGCUAUUUGCAAACAGAGGAGCAGAGGUUUCUGAUUGAGCCGUUGUCUCAGGAUGGUGAUGGUAACCAUGCUGUCUCUAAGUAUGAAAAUGUAAAUGAAGAGACGCCUAGGGUGUGUGGAGUCACCAACACUAGUUGGGACGAGAGUGAGGAAGGCGCUCCUCCACGCAUUCUCAAAAGUCGUUCUCGUUCCUCAGGGCCAACUUUUUUCCAGCAACAAAAAUACAUUGAGUUCUUCCUUGUGGCAGACAACAGAGAAUACAAGAAGAUGGACUGCAAUCUUGAGAAGCUGAGAAAGAGGAUAUUUGAGAUCAUCAAUUACAUAAAUCAUUACAAGAAGAUGGACUGCAAUCUUGAGAAGCUGAGAAAGAGGAUAUUUGAGAUCAUCAAUUACAUAAAUCAUGUGAGUCAGUGA
This is a messenger RNA of Sinocyclocheilus grahami, 902 nucleotides long. Its product is annotated as zinc metalloproteinase-disintegrin BlatH1-like. Gene Ontology annotation, cellular component: plasma membrane. Gene Ontology annotation, biological process: proteolysis. The coding region runs from base 108 to 902 and encodes 264 amino acids. The record is from RefSeq and is a predicted model, not a curated record. The transcript has 10 exons. Gene Ontology annotation, molecular function: metalloendopeptidase activity. NCBI's taxonomy places the organism in Eukaryota, Metazoa, Chordata, Actinopteri, Cypriniformes, Cyprinidae.